Molecule: messenger RNA, 1185 nt
Organism: Notodromas monacha
Lineage: Eukaryota; Metazoa; Arthropoda; Ostracoda; Podocopida; Cyprididae
Source: the annotation of a GenBank genome assembly
AUGUUGGCUUGUGCUGUGCAAGCGCCGAUGACGGCAAGCAACUUCAUAAUAGUAGAUGGAAUUUUGCGGCCGGCCGGUGGUGGCCGAUCAAAUUUCGAAGACCGCCGUGGAUACUACGGAUACCACGAAAAUCCGCCGCAUCGAGGAUUUUACGAUAAUUCGUACCAGAAUUACGAGCGAAGGGGGAAUUCUUAUGGAGGUCGCAAUAACAACGGUCAGCAGCGACGUGUUGGGAAUCGACCGCAGUGGAUGACGAAUGACGGAAAUCCCCUUUCUGGCCGUGAUCAAAACGAAGCUAGCCAACAGAAGCUCACUUUCAAUGGAGAAUUCGAUUUUGAGACUGCGAACAACGAAUUUGCCACUUUGAAAGAGAAGCUUUCCGAGCUAAAGAUCAAUAAUGACCAAAUAGACGCGCCAUCUGAUGAUCAGUCGUCUACUACGAAGCCUGAAGAAACGGAAAAGGAAGUUCAAGAGCAGACUCAACCAGCCGAGGAGACUGAGAAGGAAAACGUCGACGAUGAGAAGCCCGAGGAGAAUAAGGUGGAGGAGAAAUCGACCGAUGACAACGUGUACAUCUCUGAGGUUCAAGGGAAUGACGAGAACCAGUCCAUUAAGAGGUGUUAUGAUAGGACAUUGAGCUUCUUCGACAAUUUGUCAAACGUGCCUCCGAAAUCGAAUAACACGGAUCGUAACCGCGAAGUGAAACUGAACUUGGAAACCUUCGGAGAACGUGGACGAGCUCGAGGCAGACGCCGGGGAUACAAUGUGAACAACGCAUCCAGCAAUUACAACCGCAAUUCCGGUAAUUACGGAUUGCGCGGGGAUUUCUUGCACGUCAACAAUUACCGUGGGAUGGGGGGAUUUUACAACGUGUUCCGAGGCUAUUCGAACCGUGGAAGCUCUGCCUCGGGAGACUACCGCUCCCGCAGGUUUGCCGGAGGCAGUUCCGGGUCUUAUUAUCGUCGAGGAUUGCGCUAUUAGAAAGGCCAUCUAUCCCGACUUCGAUGCGAUGCUGUUUUCUUGAAAAGGAUUAAGGAUGAAUUGUCAGCCAUCGGCGAGUCAAAAUCUUCGGGAAAGCGUUGGAAUUAUGAACCAGAAGAUCGAACCUCGGGUUUGCUGGCUUUGGGCUUUUACUUACCGGGAUUGUUACGUUUAUCAGGGAAUUAAAAGCUCAAAUGGAGAGAA